This is a messenger RNA of Staurois parvus, 2216 nucleotides long. The record is from the annotation of a GenBank genome assembly. NCBI's taxonomy places the organism in Eukaryota, Metazoa, Chordata, Amphibia, Anura, Ranidae.
CAGGAACAGUAUUUUGAAAACCUGUCAAGAAGAAAAGUAGUCAUGGAGAAGCAUGCAAACCAAAGAAAACUUCGUGUAUGCGUGGCCACCUGCAACAGGGCCGAUUACUCCAAGUUGGCUCCUAUUAUGUUUGGUAUUAAAGCAGAACCAGAACACUUUGAGCUGAGCGUAGUGGUUAUAGGUUCUCACCUGAUUGAUGACUAUGGGAAUACCUACCGUAUGAUUGAGCAGGAUGAUUUUGAUAUACAAGCAAGACUUCAUACAAUUGUGAGGGGGGAGGAUGAAGCUGCCAUGGUGGAAUCAGUAGGACUUGCUUUGGUGAAACUGCCAGAUGUUUUAAACCGACUUAAACCAGACAUAAUAGUUGUCCAUGGAGAUCGAUUUGAUGCCUUGGCAUUGGCAACAACUGCAGCAUUGAUGAACAUACGAAUCCUUCACAUAGAGGGAGGUGAAGUCAGUGGGACCAUAGAUGACUCAAUCAGACAUUCCAUCACUAAAUUAGCCCAUUACCACGUGUGCUGCACACGGAGUGCAGAACAGCAUCUCAUCGCUAUGUGCGAGGACCAUGACCGCAUCCUCCUGGCAGGGUGCCCCUCUUAUGACAAGCUUCUUAAUGUGAAAAACAAGGACUAUAUGAGUGUUAUCAAGAUGUGGCUUGGUGAUGAUGUGAAACCUGGUGAUUACAUUGUAGCACUUCAGCAUCCAGUGACCACAGACAUCAAGCAUUCAGUUAAGAUGUUUGAAUUUACACUAGAUGCACUUAUCUCAUUCAACAAGCGAACCUUGGUGCUGUUCCCAAAUAUUGAUGCAGGAAGUAAAGAAAUGGUGAGAGUGAUGAGGAAGAAAGGUGUGGAGCACCAUCCCAACUUCAGAGCAGUGAAGCAUGUCCCAUUUGAGCAGUUUAUACAAUUAGUUGCUCAUGCAGGAUGCAUGAUUGGGAACAGCAGUUGUGGUGUGCGAGAGGCUGGAGCUUUUGGAACACCGGUCAUCAAUUUAGGCACACGUCAGACAGGAAGAGAAACGGGUGAGAAUGUUCUGCAUGUUCGAGAUGCGGACACAGAGAAUAAAAUAAUUCACGCACUUCAACUUCAGUUUGGAAAACGUUAUCCAUGCUCCAAAAUUUAUGGUGAUGGAAAUUCAGUACCGAGAAUCGUGAAGUUUCUUAAAUCAAUAGGUUUAUCAGAGCCUCUGCAGAAGAAGUUCUGCUUUCCUCCAGUUAAGGAGAGUAUCUCUCAAGAUAUAGAUCACAUCUUGGAAACACUAAGUGCCUUGGCUGUUGACUUGGGAGGAACAAAUCUCAGGAUAGCGAUUGUCAGUAUGAAGGGUGAGAUAAUUAAGAAAUAUGCACAGCCCAAUCCUAAAACAUACGAGGAUAGAAUUGAGUUAAUUUUAAAGAUGUGUGUCGAAGCAGCUUCAGAAGCCGUCACACUGAACUGCAGAAUACUAGGAGUGGGUAUUUCAACAGGUGGACGUGUAAACCCUCAUGAAGGUGUUGUACUUCAUUCCACAAAACUGAUUCAAGAAUGGAGCUCUGUUGAUCUGCGAACCCCUUUGUCAGAUACACUGCAUCUUUUCUUCCAGUGUGGGUAGAUAAUGAUGGCAACUGUGCUGCAUUAGCAGAAAGAAAGUUUGGCCAAGGCAAAGGAGUAGAAGAUUUUGUGUCCAUCGUUACUGGAACAGGUAUUGGAGGAGGAGUGAUUCAUCAUAAUGAACUUGUACAUGGAAGUUCAUAUUGUGCUGGUGAGCUGGGUCACAUCAUGGUGUCAUUUGAUGGACCAGAGUGUAUGUGUGGGAGCCGUGGCUGCAUAGAAGCAUAUGCUUCAGGAAUUUCCCUGCAGAGAGAAGCAAAGAAGCUGCAUGAUGAGGACUCUCUUUUAGUAGAAGGCAUGUCCUUGAAGAAUGCUGAAUCUGUUACAGCCAUUCAUCUUAUUCAAGCAGCGAAGCUUGGCAACAUUAAAGCCAGCAAUAUUCUCAAAACAGCUGGUACAGCUCUUGGCAUCGGGAUUGUGAACAUCCUGCAUACUAUAAACCCUUCACUAGUUAUACUUUCCGGGGUUCUUGCCAACCAGUACAUCAAUGUGGUGAAAGAAGUGAUACGCCAAAGAGGCCUGGCAUCAGUCCAAAACGUAGAUGUGGUUGUGUCUAAUUUAUCAGACCCUGCCCUUCUGGGGGCAGCAAGUAUGGUGCUGGAUUAUACCACCCGAAGGACAUACUAA